Messenger RNA from Sphaerodactylus townsendi, 4247 nucleotides. RefSeq names its product zinc finger protein 3-like. The record is from RefSeq and is a predicted model, not a curated record. Lineage: Eukaryota; Metazoa; Chordata; Lepidosauria; Squamata; Sphaerodactylidae. Bases 174 to 1979 code for a protein of 601 amino acids. The transcript has 5 exons. Gene Ontology annotation, biological process: regulation of transcription by RNA polymerase II. Gene Ontology annotation, molecular function: DNA-binding transcription factor activity, RNA polymerase II-specific; RNA polymerase II cis-regulatory region sequence-specific DNA binding.
UUCCAAAGAGAAGCUUCCCCUUUUUGCAUUUCCCAUCUUUGGAGCACUUAACAGGUUGCAGCCCGUUUUCGGGGUAGGUGCAAAGCAGACAGCAGAGAGAGAGAGAGAGAGAGGGAGAGAUCUGGACUGGAUUCCGUGCAAGAAGGAAAGGACCUGAGCAAUACAGGAGAGGUAUGAAAAAAAUGGAGGAGCAAGGGAGAACGUGGAGAAAGGAGCUUCUGAGCAGCACAGUUGAGCAACAAGUUAAGCCAGAACCAGUUGAGGGCCUUCAACAAGACUGGGAAUCCCAGUGGCAAGAGUUCCUCAAGACCAUGCAGGCCUCAGAUUCACAAUGGAAAAACCCACCAACACCUCAGCUUCAGUCAGCAGAAGACAGUGAGAAUAUCCAGGUCUCCGUCACAGAAGCAGCUCAUGCCUGUCCGUGGCCCAGGGUAGAGCAUGUCAUGCACACUGGAGGACCCCGUGAAAGCUUGGAUCUGUCUGUGAAAAUAAAGGAAGAGAGUCUUGAUAAAGAGGAUACAGUCGGCUCGGAGAAAUGGCGCCAGAAGUUCAGGGGCUUUUGCUACCAGGAGGAUGAGGGCCCCCGAGAGGCUUGUAGCCAACUCCAAGAAUUGGGCUGUCAGUGGCUGAGGCCUGAGUGGCGCAGCAAGGAGCAGAUCCUGGAACUUCUGGUCCUGGAGCAAUUCUUAAUUGUUCUGCCUCUGCAAAUGCAGGCAUGGGUAAGAGAACAUGGUCCAGAAACCUGCAGCCAGGCAGUGACCCUCGCUGAGGAUUUCUUGCUGGAGGGUCAUGAUGUGGAAAGGGCAAAGGAAAAGAUUCCAGAACUUCUGGAAAGGGUGGGUGUAGAUUCGUGUAAGUCAGAAGAGGAUCUUUCAGAUUCAAGGAAGAUAGACUUCUCCUUGGAGCUCAAGCAGGAGAAUGAUGAUAAAACCAAUUUUCCUCUGGCUGCUGUUGGGCAAGUGAAGGAAGAAAAAGAAAAUCUUCAGUUAGAAGGAUCUGACUCCUUGAAUGUUGGCAAUGUAUCCUGUAAAAGAUCUGAAGAGACAUGUUCCCAGGAUUCUGAGGAGGAAGAAAUCCAUGGACAUCAGCAGAGACCAAAACAUCACCAAGAAAAUCUUCCAGAAAAGGCAGCGGAGCAAACCUCUCAGUGUGAGAAAGCUGAUGGAGACUUAAAUGAAAGGACCUGCCAAGAGGGAGUGCAGAGACAUAAUAAGAGAGAAAGGACAGCCAAAGACUACAGUAAAUGCUUCUCUCACUUGGUUUUUCCUGACAGGAAGAGAGCAAAGAAGGGAGAAAAGCCCUUCAAAUGCUCAUUUUGUGGGAAAGUGUCCAACGGAAGAACCAACCUGAUGAUCCACGAGAGGAUGCAUACAGGGGAGAGGCCCUACGAGUGCUCAGAGUGUGGGAAAAGCUUUAGCUCCACCUCAAACCUUAUAAACCAUAAGAGGAUACACACGGGUGAGAAGCCGUACACGUGCUCUGAGUGUGGGCAGAGCUUUAGCCACAAUGCUUCCCUGAUAAGGCACAGGAGAACCCACACAGGAGAGAAGCCGUAUGAGUGCUCUGAUUGUGGCAAAAGCUUUAUUCAGAAAUGGGAACUGAUUGCACACAACCGAACACACACGGGAGAGAGGCCGUAUGCAUGCUCCGACUGCGGGCAGAGCUUCAGUCGCAACGCCUCCCUGAUAAGGCACAGGAGAACCCACACAGGAGAGAAGCCGUAUGAGUGCUCUGACUGUGGCAAAAGCUUCAUUCAGAAAGGAGAACUGAUUGCACACAGCCGAACUCACACAGGAGAGAAACCAUACGAGUGUUCCGAGUGUGGGAGAAGCUUCAGCACUAGCUCUCACUUGAUAAGACAUAAAGUAGUGCACGCUGGCAAGAAACCACAGAAUUGUUCAGAUAAUGCCAAAAGCACCCAUAAGAAAUCUAGUUUUAUUGCACGCAAAGGACCACGUAUGGAUAACAAGAAACAAUAAAAGGGCACACACUGGAGGCAGAGUGUAGAUCAGCUGCAGCACUGUACCCCAUUACAGAAAGAGGAAGGAAAGAAAACUAUCUGAUAGACUGUACACAUGACAUCUUCAUAGAUAGUUCACUCCUUACCAGUUACUGAACGACAGGGGAUCAUUAGAUUUACAAACACCCUAGCCCAAAAGUCCCCAACUUUUGGAAUUCUUUGGCAGCUUUGGAAUUCUGACACAGGGUGGUUAACAAAGCCGCAAAAUGUCAAGGAGUGAGGUAAUGCAUAAUUCUACUGGUAACUUUUCAACAUUUUAAGAAAAAGAUCUGUUUACCAGGAUACCUUUUGAAAUGGAUAUGUUGUUUACAAAUGUUUUCUUGCAUACCCACAGCUUCACUGGAUGGCUUCCAAAGCCAUUUUUUAAAAAAUGUGCAUAGCAAAUGAGAACUCAGUGGCCAAUCAGAAGCCCUGUAAAGCAAAAGCCCCACCUCCUGCCUUUUUCUAAAAACUCUUGGACACCAGGAAGGUCUCAGCCGGUGCCAUGGUGCCCAUCGGCAUCACUCUUGGGGAUCCCUGUCCUAGGAGAUCAAAAGCACACCAUGGAUUCAUGUCCCUUGUUGCUUCUGCCUUGUUGCAUGUUGUGAAGGAGACAUGGAUUCAUGUUGGAGUAUCUGCUUUGCAUAAAGAAGGUCCCUCUCAUUUCUAGUUAAGGAUCAUUAGGUGACUUGGAAGAUGACCUGAGUCUCUGGAGAGCCAUUAUCCAUCAGAAUAGACAGUAGCAACCUUGAUAGAACAAGCGUCAGACUUAGUGGAAGGCAGAUUAAUUUGCUCCCCACACAUCCCUCUUUAGAGUGGACCACAUCACAUGGUUAAUGUUCACCCAUGGAUAGAUUGAACCAGAAUUCAGAUUCUGGUAGCAGACUCUUGUUUGAAAUUAACCAUGAUAUACACCAACAUCAUUGCAGAUGAGGGAGGAAACAAUUGUCUCAGAAUACUAGACUUGAAAGCCAGCCAGACAGUGAAAUUGAUUGGCAGUGGAUGCUGGACAAAAAGUGUUGUUUUUUAAAAACAAAAAUACCUUUUUAAACAAAAAUAUUAUUAUUUCAUUUGUAGCCUCCCCCCUUUCUCAUGGAGAUUUAAGGCAGAUUACAGAACACAAAACCCAGUAGUAUCAGACAGGAAAAACCUCCAAUAAACAAUGAAGUAACACUAGGAUUACAGAACUGGAAAACACAAACAAAAACUCUCCAGGGUGUGACAUAUAAUGAAGAAAAGUGGUUGCAAAGGUAGAUAACAUUGUAGUAAAAGAAAGGUGAUACAUACAAUAAAGAUGUGUAGUGUACUAUUCCCUUAUAAAAGUGGUCUUCUGAGCUGUCCCGUUCCACUCCAGUUCUAAUCCCUUUAUAAAAAUGCUGUCCUGGAUAUUUCGGUCUCACACGGUCUGUGACAUGAUAAAAGGAUGGGGUCUUUUGCACCUCCUCAGGCAGGCCAUUCCACAAGGUAGGAAGCAUCAGAGAAUGCGCAUGAAUGGGCAGUUCAUGAAUGGGCAGCUCCUAGCUCAGAUAGCUUUAAAAGGGAACAAGAGAGAUACACAGAGGGAAUUAGCCUCCUAAUAGCUUUUAGCUGGGAUGAUUAAACAGAGACCAAGUUUCAAAAUGAUUGUUCUUUUUGGGUCUUAGUCUGUGGCAGCAAAAUAAGACGGAUUCCGAAGCCCUUGAAAGGUAAGCAAAAUUUAUCCCAGCAUAAGCUUCAUGAAGAAAUUGCCUCGUGGUGGUUAUGCUAAUCUUUAAAGGAUGAUGGGGCUCCUGCCUUAAUGCUCCUUUCGAAGUAGCCCCAGUAGCUAGGGGACAACUCUGGCCUGUGUGACCUGCUUGUAGAUAUCACAGGAGAAUCUGCUGUGAGAAACAGGAUCUUAGAUUAGACAGGCUAUUUGUCUGAUCCAUCAGGUCUCAGUUUUGCCUGCUGGGAGUGAAGAAUUUGAAAAUGUGGGAGAAGGAUUGAGACACAGUGGGCCACCAAGCCUUCUCCACACUCAUAGUCUUCUCACUCGGGGACCCCUAAGUUUAGGAUAAGCCAUCCCUAUCUUGUAGCAAAGGAUUUUCAGGUCAAUCCCCCCACCCCAUUUUUUUACUGAAUUAAAAAAACCCCAGUAGGCAACGUUUUCCAUGUAUGGUCAUAAACAACAGCGAAUUAAAGCCAUCUUCCAAUUGUUAUAUUAACUGAUUGAUUGGUUAAUUAUACAUUAAUUUGUGUAUGAAUAAAACAACAGUCUUGACAAAAAAAA